AUUCUGAAUUUCUGAGGAGGUUUCGCCAAAUUCAUUAUCAUUUUAAACAAAUUGGUAGUAAAUUGACCAAUAUACCUGUCAUUUUUGUUAUAUAAGUAGAACAGAUUGCUUUGGGUGAAAUUUUGACAUAGUUUAAUAGUUCGGCUACCUAAAUUUAUUUAACCUCAGUUUUUUGUAGCACAGCCUUCAAUCAUUUAAAUUUUGUGAUUUCCCAGCCUCAGAAAAGUACUUAAGAAAUCUAUACUUUUGUAGUAACAUAAGUUUUUUCCGUGAAAAUGAGUUUCGAAAACAAAGUGGUACUAGUAACCGGUGCAAGCGCCGGUAUCGGCAAAGCCAUAGCGUUACUAUUCGCUGAGCGCGGCGCGCGACUUGCAAUCGUCGGUCGUAACGCGCAGAAGUUGCGCGCAGUCGCAGACGCGUGCGCAGUCGUAUUCGCAAGCGCAGGGCGGCCGCUGGAGAUUGUAGCGGAUCUGGCGACGGACGAGGGGGGCGAGAGGACGGCGAGGGAGACAGUGAACCAUUACGGAAGACUAGACGUCCUGAUAAACAAUGCAGGAGUGGGCGCACGGACGGACCUUGAGCGGACCGACAUGGCAAUAUUUGAUGAGGUGUUCAACACGAACGUAAGAGGCGUUUACAACCUCACGCGGCUAUUGGCACCAGAGCUUAUCAAAACCAAGGGGAACAUCGUCAACAUUUCCAGCAUAUCUGGUACUGUAGUGGCGGUUGGGACCCUGCCUUAUGGCAUGUCGAAGGCAGCCCUGGACCACUUCACAAAACUGAUCGCCCUCGAGUUGGCUCCAAAAGGCGUUAGAGUCAACACCGUGAGCCCUGGAGUCACGGUUAGUGACUUCGUCCAACGCUUAACCGGCAUCAGCGACGAGGCAUACUCCGAGUUCCUAAACAACAUGGCCAAAGGCAUCCCAAUGCGUCGCGUUUGUCAGCCAGAGCACAUAGCCAAGAUGGUGGCGUUUUUGGCCAGCGAGGACAGUGAACUGGUCACGGGGACUAUAGUUAAAGUCGACGGCGGCGCUGAAUUGCACGCCGAUUUCAGUCAUAUGACGAAACAGACACAGAAAUGAAAGAAAACAAUUCGUGGCUUCUUCCAAAUGUAUGUCAGUUACCAUUAUGCGGUUAUCCUAUGUGACGCUAAUGUGAAAACUGCCUGAGGCAAUAGGUAUCUAGUUCAUCACGACGUAUAAAUGACCGUAUAUAAUGUAUUAUAUGUUAUGUAUAUGUGCCAAAAUAUAUAGUGAAAUAUAUACCCGCGCGAAA
Cydia pomonella (codling moth) is the source of this 1275-nucleotide messenger RNA. RefSeq lists its product as uncharacterized. Bases 276 to 1082 code for a protein of 268 amino acids. The transcript is spliced from 5 exons. Gene Ontology annotation, molecular function: oxidoreductase activity. NCBI's taxonomy places the organism in Eukaryota, Metazoa, Arthropoda, Insecta, Lepidoptera, Tortricidae. The record is from RefSeq and is a predicted model, not a curated record.